UGACAAACAGACAUUAAAAAGGGAAGACGGGAACACACAAGCAAAUAAAAAGGCGAGCUUUGAGGCAGCCGGACCAGCAGCAGUGGGAGUGACAUCAGGGCAGACAUCAAGACAGACAGCUUCUCAUAGCUUUUUCAGACUUAGCCCACAUCUUAGAGGAAGGAAUUGUGUGGCUACUCUUGCACCUCAGGGCCUUUUUACACGGACUAACCGCAGCUGGAUCUGGAUGACUGGAGACUGAUGCAGGGGAAGAUUAACAUUUUGUAACCACUGACAUUAGCAGUAAAGGGAAGCCAGAAGUCAGCAGCCAGUCAGGAGGUGGUUUUGAAAAGAUCACUGAGGAAUUUGUUAUAAUAGUCCAGCUGCAGCCUCCUGGAAUAUCUCACACAAUAUCUUCAACCCAUUUGGACAAAAGAGGGUUUGCUGAUAAGAAGUCUUAAAGGGAAUCUCGACUUUUGCUUUUUUUAAAGGUAAUUUUCAGCUUCUGGCUUCCAGUAGUCUCAUUAUUGAACUGGACACCUCAGGUUCUGCAUCAAAGCCUCUGCAGCAAGGGGUGCGUGUUUUAAAGCCUCUUUAGACUCCAUUUGGCUUGUGGGUGUCUGGGUUGCUGUGACAGGUUACGUGUGGCACACACACACACACACACACUCACACACACUCACACUCUGCAGCUGAAAGAUCAACAGUCUGUGCUGCACAUACCUGCACUGAGAGGACUAAGUGUGUGUGGUCUGAGGGACUCAGCUGCUCUAGAAAACUGAGUCAGUGCUUCCUGCCAGCAGUGAAAGGAGACAAGUCUGCACUGCUGAGUGCUCCUCAGAGAACGCGAGCAGAGCCAAGGGAUGGUGAUGAAGAUGAAACGGACUCUGUGCAGAAUCUCUUGCUUGGUAACUCUGGUGGUGGAGCUGAGCUGGAUCAACGUGGGCCACACCAUGCACAGAGAGAGAGGAAGCAGGGUAAUGAAGCAGUGGGAAGAGCAGAGGGAGAGGAAGGUGCGUUCAGCCUCCAGCCUGGAUGAGCUGCUGAGGCUCGCAAACUUCCCCGACUGGAAGUUGUGGAAGUGUCGCCUGAGACUGCAGCAGCCAGAGGCCCUCUCAUCUCCACCUUCAGUGGGCUCGCACCGCUCCACACGCUACGCUGCCGAAUCUUACAGCCUGGAGAUACUCAAAGCCAUAGAUGAAGAGUGGCAGCGGACUCAGUGCAUGCCGAGGGAAACGUGUGUCGAUGUGGCCAAGGAGCUCGGCACUGACCCCUCGAUUUUCUUCAAGCCACCUUGUGUGUCCGUCCACAGGUGCAGUGGCUGCUGCAAUCAAGAGGGCCUCACCUGCAGAAACACAACUACUGUAUUUGCCAAUAAAACUGUCCUUAGUGUGAUUCCAUUCAAGUCUGUACCAGAACCUGUGCUAAUAAAAGUAGCUAAUCACACAGAGUGCAGGUGCAUGGAGCCCGCCAUAAUACGCCGUAAUGCUCAGCCAAGGAGCAGUGGCUGCUCUCCGAUGGGCCAGCUGUCAGAGGCAGAGGACUCCAGGAGGCUUUGUGCCAGUGGGCUGAUAUGGGAUUGUUCGAGUGACAGAUGCAUACCUUACCCUUCCAGUGCACCAGACUUUCCACUCAGCUCAUGGAUGCCCGACUGCGAGAUAGAUGUGGAGCGCUGUGACUGUCUUCCUCAACCUGUGCCGACCCUCCAGCCAACACCGAACCAUCGCUGUCAACUCAACUCUUCCGUCUGUGCCCACAAGCAUCAACGUUUUGAUCAAGCCUCCUGCAGUUGCAAAUGGCCCAAGUAGAAGUCCACUGGGGAAAUAAAUUACGACAACCUGCUCGCCAAAGAUGUUUGGAGGCAGGGACAAAAGGCUCAUAAUUUAUUUACAGUCCUAUUUAUGCCGAUCACUUUAACUAAUUAAGAUAUUAACUCAC
Chelmon rostratus (copperband butterflyfish) is the source of this 1917-nucleotide messenger RNA. It is a transcript of the gene vegfd, whose product is annotated as vascular endothelial growth factor D. The coding region runs from base 843 to 1787 and encodes 314 amino acids. Gene Ontology annotation, molecular function: chemoattractant activity; growth factor activity; vascular endothelial growth factor receptor 3 binding. The record is from RefSeq and is a predicted model, not a curated record. Gene Ontology annotation, cellular component: membrane. NCBI's taxonomy places the organism in Eukaryota, Metazoa, Chordata, Actinopteri, Chaetodontiformes, Chaetodontidae. The transcript is spliced from 8 exons. Gene Ontology annotation, biological process: sprouting angiogenesis; induction of positive chemotaxis; positive regulation of angiogenesis.